This is a messenger RNA of Penicillium arizonense, 975 nucleotides long. RefSeq lists its product as uncharacterized. Lineage: Eukaryota; Fungi; Ascomycota; Eurotiomycetes; Eurotiales; Aspergillaceae. The transcript is spliced from 5 exons. The record is from RefSeq and is a predicted model, not a curated record. The coding region runs from base 1 to 975 and encodes 324 amino acids.
AUGUCUAAGUUUGACUGUGCUGAUGGUUACUAUCGUCUCAUUGCGACUGUUUGUUCGGGCUCAAUCAGGUCGACUGGCAGCGGCGGACUGGGUGAUGGCUGGCAGUAUGAGAGUCGAUAUGGACUCGGGUUACCGCUGAAGUAUCGUCCUAAGCCAGAUUUCUCGACAUACAGCAAGCUUAACUAUGCAGGGCGUCCUUUCUACCAGGUCGGUAUUGCAGGGUUCAAGGCUUCGCUUGGCCUUAGUUAUCUACGCCUGAUCUCUGGAACCUCCAAGAUCACCUAUCGAAUUAUCAUUUGGAUUGUGAUCGCCGUCUGUACGCUGGGCCAUAUCGCUGGUGCCCUUGUCCUGAUCUUCAAUUGCAAGCCGGUUCGACGAGCAUGGAAUUCUCACAUUGAAGGCACCUGCCUUCCAGUCGGAGAGACGUUUUACGGUCUCGCAAUUUUCACUAUCAUUUGCGACAUCCUUAUCAUUGUGCUGCCUAUUCCACUCCUUCUCAGCCUGAACAUCAAGACUGCGCAAAAGGCAGGUGUGGUGUGCCUUUUCCUCCUCGGCCUAUUCACGACAGUCUGUUCCAUUCUGCGACUCACACAAAUUCAUCGCGUGGCUUUCGGGGACGGUAAUUCGACAAUGCUCGUAUUGUGGGGAACAAUUGAAUUUAACGUGGGAAAUAUUGUUACCUGCGCUCCUUACUUGGCGCCUCUGUUAAAGGGAGUAGUGCGGGACUUUCGAUCUAGUAGCGGCAAAACGAAGGGCAAUUAUUAUGACAGCCGGGGCAGAACCUAUGCAAUGGAGAACUGGUCGAGAGACGGGCGUUCUCAGUUGCAGUCAAAUGUGUCUGCGCCAGGACCUCCGAAACGGACCCCAAGUGAAGAACUCAUUUUGUCGAGCCAGGAUCGCGACCACGGAGGUAUUGAGAUGACAGUGGAAUACAGUGUGUCAUUGGAGAACAAGUCGACGAAGCAUGAUACAUGA